Linum tenue is the source of this 1199-nucleotide messenger RNA. The record is from the annotation of a GenBank genome assembly. Lineage: Eukaryota; Viridiplantae; Streptophyta; Magnoliopsida; Malpighiales; Linaceae.
CCCUAGCUGAACCCACUUCAUUUCUCCUCACCAAUUCACACAACAUUCCUCUUUCUUGCUGCAUAACAUCACCAUGGCUGCUACAUCUUCGGCCUCCAUCCUACUGUUCAUGCUGGCAGCUGUGGCCUCCUCUGCUGCAGGUAAUUUCUACCAGGACUUCGAUGUGACAUGGGGAGAUGGCAGGGGAAAGAUCCUCAACAAUGGCAAUCUCCUCACCCUUUCCCUCGACAAGUCCUCUGGCUCAGGAUUCCAGUCCAGGAAAGAGUACCUGUUCGGCAAGAUCGAUAUGCAGCUCAAACUCGUCCCUGGCAACUCUGCUGGCACCGUUACCGCCUAUUACUUGUCAUCGAAAGGAUCGACGUGGGAUGAAAUCGACUUCGAGUUCCUGGGAAAUUUGAGCGGCGAUCCUUACAUCCUCCACACCAACGUGUUCGCACAGGGUAAAGGAAACAGAGAGCAACAGUUCUAUCUCUGGUUCGACCCCACCGCGGAUUUCCACACUUACUCCAUCCUCUGGAACCCGCAGCGAAUCAUAUUCUCGGUGGACGGCACCCCAAUCAGGGAGUACAAGAACCUGGAGAGCAGAGGAGUUCCUUUCCCCAAGAGCCAGCCGAUGCGGAUUUACUCGAGCCUGUGGAACGCGGAUGAUUGGGCGACGCGUGGCGGUCUGGUGAAGACGGACUGGUCGAAAGCGCCAUUCACGGCUUCCUACAGGAACUUCAACGCCGAAGCGUGCGUGUGGUCUAAUGGAGGCUCGUCCUGCGGCAACAACAACAACAACAACAAGGGUUCCUCUGGUGCAGCUGCGUGGAUGUCGCAGCAGCUUGAUACGACGAGCCAGCAGAGGCUGAAAUGGGUUCAGAAGAAUUACAUGAUUUACGAUUACUGCAAGGAUUCCAGGAGGUUUCCUCAGGGAUUUCCUCCUGAGUGCAGCGUCGCCUGAGAAGGAAAUUGAUACACACCGUGUGUGCAUAUGAGUAUAUGACUAUUAAGUAUUUGAUGGCAUACAUACAUGUAUAGUUGUUCUGAUGUACCAUAUGACAAAAUAAUGUUCAAUACAAAUAUUACAAUGUGUUUUUUAAACCAACCUACAUGCAUUUCAAAUUUUUGCAAAUGUAUCGAGACAUAAAGUUUAGAAGAAAUUGUGUCCGACGUUAUUGAGAGUUCGAUUGGAAAUAAAGAAGAUGAUGAUUCAAUGU